CUUUUCAUUAGAUUCUAAGCUUUCUAAAGGUCUGUCUCUAAGCGCUGUUUGUUCUCUGAGCCGAUCGUAAUUGUAGCAGACAGCUGACGUGCAUAUUAGUAAACAGUAAACAGGUAAACAGGUAAACUCGGACCGAUGACUGAUGUGUUUUAUUAUGUUUAUCAUUGUUUUAGUGUUAAAAAUCAAAAGUAGUGAUAUACGUGGUGCAUUAUAAGAAGAUUUAAGUGGUUUUGAAGUGCUGGUUGAUGAUCGUGAAGAAAAUGUCAAAUGCUGAAGGUGGAGGAAGUUCCAAGGAAACUGAUGAAGAAAAUGGUGAAAGUGAACGUGAAGUAGGCUUAGUUGAAAGAGUAAUAGAAGAUUCCUGUCAAAUUCCUUCUAAUGAUGAAGCAUGUAGUGCAAAUGAAACACUUAGGCCUACUACAUCAGGAAAAGAACCCGAAAAAAUCGAGCAAGAUGGAGAGGCUAGUGAAGGAACAAACGCUGAAGGCUCAUCAAAUGCAGAUCAACGGAUUUCCGAGAGUUCAGAAACAACCGUUGACAACGAUGUCGGUUUUGCCAGAAGACGAAGGAGUGUUGGGAGGCAAUAUCGACGGAGAAGUGGAGCAGACGAGUCAUCUGAAGAGGAUGCAAUGUCGUCUGAUGACUCUGAGUGGUUACCGUCUCGUGGCCCUUACCAACACUUGCAACACUUGCUGUCCAGGUCAUCGUCAGACUCGAGUAAUAAUCUGUCGAUGGAGUGUCAAGCCAGCGAAGACGACAAACCGACACCCAAAGUUCUCCUCAAGUGUAAGCCUAAACACAAGUGGUUUGCCAUGAGAGAAAUUGUGGGCAGGGAAACAGGUUGGAGUGCUCGCUUUCAAGGUCCAGAAAGAUUUCAGCAUCGAUAUUACGGAUCUUUACAUGCAGUACAGCGGUUAGAACUCAUGUAUAAAUUAGACGAACAUCGAGGAUGUGUUAAUAGCCUAAAUUUUAACAGGUCUGGACAACUACUAGCCAGCGCCAGUGAUGAUAAGAGAGUCGUGUUGUGGGACUGGGCUGCGGACAGGUCUAUACUGAGCUUUGACAGCGGUCACAGCGGAAAUGUGUUCCAGGCAAAAUUCCUGCCACUGAGUGGCGACAGGCACAUUGUAACUUGCGCUCGAGAUGGCCAAGUGCGUCUGAGCGUUUUGAGUGGCAUGGGAGUGUGUAAAGGCACUCGGCUGUUGGCGCACCACCAACGACCUACACACAAGCUGGCGAUUCACCCCAACACACCACAUGAGUUCCUCAGUGCAGGGGAGGAUGGUCUAAUUCUCAGCCACGAUGUCCGCUCCAACAAAUCCCACAGAGUGACCAUUGUGAAAGAAGCAAGCAAGAAGGUGGGGUUGUACAGCAUCCAAAGCAACCCUGCGUUCAGCGAUGAGUUUAUUGUGACUGGUGAAGACCAGUACAUCCGACUAUACGACAGACGGAAGAUCUCGAAUGGAGUCCCUUUAAAAAAGUUCUGCCCUGUUCAUCUGUUAAAGUCAGAUUCGCUGCUGCAUGUAACUUGCGCCGUGUUCAACUGUAAUGGUACAGAAGUGAUCGGGUCAUACAACGAUGAUGACAUUUACCUUUUCGACACAAGACUUCCACCAGGCACGGACUACCAGCAUAAAUACGAGGGACAUCGGAACAGUAUGACAGUCAAAGGUGUGAACUUCUUCGGACCCAGAAGUGAGUUUAUAGUCUCAGGUUCGGACUGUGGCAACAUCUUCUUCUGGGACAAGAGUACAGAGGCAAUUGUGCAAUGGAUGAGGGGAGAUGAGGACGGAGUGGUGAAUUGUCUGGAACCACAUCCCCAAGUUCCCAUCAUUGCUACAAGUGGAUUGGACUACGACAUCAAGAUCUGGGUGCCGUCUUGUGAACAAGAGCCGACACUGAAGGGGCUUAGAUCUGCUUUGGAAAAUCCCAGAAGGCAAAAGAUCCGAGGUCUGAAGCCUCUGGUUCAAAGCAGGGGUUUUGAGACAGUCAUAGGGAACCAAGGUAAUCGUGAGCAUUACCGAAGUCGAACGUCCGAUCCCUUCGACCACCGACAGAUGAGAUGGCUAUGGCAGCAGAUACAGCGGUUCGAGCGAAUAAGGGGUGCUCCGAAUACCUCUACCACUCGUGGGGAAGGAGAGGGGGGUGAACCUGGCAGCAGUCCAGGACAAGCUGUGUCGUCUACCUCCAACAGCUCUGACGAAGAGGCUGAUGGAGUGAGACCUCAAUGUACACCAUCGUAGGACUCAAGACUGUUUCGCUGAUCUUUUCCCUUCUUGGUAUUUCUCUAUUGUCAGGCCUCCAAUAAAAAAAAAACACUCGGACUGUGAUAAAGUGUUUAUAUUGUAAAUAAUUAUUUACUUGAUAUAUAUUAUUGAAUAGAUGAUUUAACAUUUCCUAAAAAAUGCCACGUUCUAGCAAAUAAUUGAACUCUUUAGACUUUAGAAUAUGGUUAAAACAAAAUUAAGCAAGUAUUUUAUGUUAUUUUCCAAUUUAUUGUGCUAACAGCUGUGUCAUGUAGUACACAUUUUAAUACAAGCCAUUUCUUUUAAGCUACAAUUUUAACAACAAAAUUUGUAGCUCUUAUUUGAGUUGUAACUCAAGGACCUAUGUGAACAAUUAGUAAUGAAACAAGACCAAAUAGGUGUUGUCUGAAAACAGUAAAACUGUUAAAAAGAGUCUGCUAGGCUCUGAGUAGCAAAUAGGAGAAAAAUAAGCUUUGUUUCUAUUAUUAAAUGGUUUCUAUAUAGGUUCCCAUGCAAAACUCAGGCACGAAAUUCAAGUAUGCUAUCAUUUUGUUAGUAAAAAUUGUCAUUACUGUACCAUAUUAACCAAGUCAACUGCUAAAUUCCGCCAUAGACAAAUAGAAUAAAUAUAGACUCUUAAAGGAAGGUUCCGGCACUCGCCGCUAGGAGUGCCGUGUAGUUACGGCGCACACCGCUGCAGGCGAGGAGCGCAGGAGCUGUAUGUAACCAGCAGACGUUGCAGCAGUGUGUGCCGUAACUACACGGCAAACCUAACGGUGGACGCCAGAACCGCCACACGGUGGUGCGCUGUAUGCUAACCGCAGCACAGCUGAUGGUCUAUAUUUAUUUUAUUUGUCUAUGAUGCCGCAGACCAAAUAUUUAGGGAUCUGUCUAGUCUUGGUUUUAUAUUUCUAUCCUUUUUUAAGUUAAAAUCCUCUACAAUACAGAAAAACUUCUACCGAAAAUACAGCUAAGCCGUUUUGUAUAACUUAUUCUUUGGUUAAUCAAUGGUUGGAAACUAAGGUUAUUUUGGAUCAAUGGUCUGUAAUUUUUUUACAUUUUUUUAUUACCGUUCUUUUAAAAUCUACAUUUAUAUAGACAAAAUAUAUCAAACUUAUUGACAAGUUUCUGAUGACUUUGGGUUGCCAAUUAGUCGACCCAUGCUAAGGACAAUUCCCGUUGCCUAGCCAAUGUUGAAUGUUCCAAGUUGAGGUUAGAGCUGUGUCAAAAACUGAACACACAUCUAGUUUGUUAUUCACUAUUAAUUAAUUUAUUAUUAUUUUUAAAACUCAUUUUAUAUCAUGUGUUUUGUGUUAAAUUUUAGUAGAUGUAAUAUUUAAUUUGACUUAAAAAACAUUUUAGGUAGUGUGAAUUUAACAGAGUGAGUUUUUCAUGUAUUUGUAACGUUUAACGUUUAAAAUUAUUUACUUGUGUCACAACUUUGUCUUGGCAGUUUUACGAAAAUUAUGUUUGAAACAAAUUGAAUUUUUUAA
Messenger RNA from Macrosteles quadrilineatus (aster leafhopper), 3739 nucleotides. RefSeq names its product DDB1- and CUL4-associated factor 8-like. The coding region runs from base 246 to 2243 and encodes 665 amino acids. NCBI's taxonomy places the organism in Eukaryota, Metazoa, Arthropoda, Insecta, Hemiptera, Cicadellidae. Gene Ontology annotation, cellular component: Cul4-RING E3 ubiquitin ligase complex; cytoplasm. The transcript is spliced from 13 exons. The record is from RefSeq and is a predicted model, not a curated record. Gene Ontology annotation, molecular function: protein binding.